AUGGAUGAGUAGGAGGAGGCUUUUCUAGAUAAGUUUGAUGGCUUUUCUACUUUUGAUAUUUUGAUCAAGCUCAGAGCUGAAGGAGAUCCUAACUUCAAAGUUGAUUUUCAUGUUAAUUUUUCUACCAUAGAGCUGAUUGCAAGAGAUAAUUUGAUCAACCUCAGUAUACAAGAAAUAAGAGCUCCGUAUUAUAAGAGAAAGGAAAAUGAUCAGUAGAUUCCAACUCUUGCGUUCACAGCUAAAUAUAACAAAUUGAUGGUAAACAUCUGCAAAUCAGAAUCUCUGAAUGAGUAGAACAAGAACUUGCAAGCUGAGCUACAAGAGAAAAUGCAAAAGUUAACCGCCUGCAAAUAAGGUAGAGAAGAUCGCAUUAAAAGACUAAAAAUGCUGAUUUUUGAAAAACAAUAGGCAAUUGAGUAGAAGCAAAGACAAGCUAAUGAUAUCAAGAAUAAUCUUAAGAAAAUAGAUAAAUUUGCAAGCGAUAAACUAAGUGAAGGGAAAUACUAUCAAGAAGUAUUUAAAGCUUUUAAGAUUAAAUUAAUAGAUGAUACAAAAAGUUCUCAGCAGAAAUUUUUGAAUUCUGAUCUGUGUAAAGUGAUAUACCUUUAAAGAUAGACAAAGUGUUUAUUCGAACUAUUCCAGAUAUUUUUUAUUCCCGAGGCUAUGAAGCUUUAUGGAGGCAUCAAAUAUUUCUCAACAAACACUCUGCUUAGAAAUAAGUAUUUGGAUUCUUAGAAAUAUGAAAUAAAGUUGAGUGUCUCACUUGGUUAAAUAGUUUAGCUCAUUAUACAUUUAUCAGUGUGUUUAGGAGUACCUGCUAAAAAUCCCAUGAUUUUUAAUGGGCAUAGAUCCAUUAUCUUAAAUUCAAAGCAAGAGUAGGAUUAUAGAACUAUAGACACAGGAAUCAUGUUACUUGAAGCAAAUCUUAAGAGAAUAUAUAGAUAGUUAGAUAGACUUAAGGAUGUGUAUCACCUAAAUCAAGAUAGAUCAAGUAACAUGCCCUCAUUACCCUUCCCCAACAAUAUUUUUGCUCUUUUAUAUAAAAUUUGUGACUUAAUUGCAAUUAAACCUAACCUUAUUCAUCAUCUCAAUCAACAAAAACCUUCAAUGGGAAACUAAAUCCACAAAAUGUGUACUUAAAACUUCGAAUCCAUGGUGGACAGAAGUACUCUUAGAUUAUCGAAAUUCCCUCAGAAGUCACGCAAAGUUCUCUAAUUACCAUCUACACAGCUCUUCAACAAGUAUGAAUAAAAAUUCGACUCUUUGAGUAAAUUCAACAAGCGAAGCAUGAGAAGAAAACAUAUAAGAGUACUAAAGAUUGGAUUUCUAUUUGGAACUGUAAACGAGCAUGAGGUAUUGGAUAAUGUUUAUGAGAUGAUGAUGACGGAUUAGGAAGAUACUUAAAUGGGAUUGAUUGGAAUUAAAAUGACCGUGGUAAGUGGCUCUUAAAGUGUUGGCUAAUAAUUUAAGAUUAUUAGUCUCAAAGACUACAAUGAAGUUCAAGAGCAUUCCAUCCAUCUUAACACAAUGAGAGAAAAUGAACUAGAAGAAGAAGAAAUCAUAAGUGAAAUAGCAUUUACUUAUGAUAAUUAGAUGAUCACUUAAGUUAGACUGCAAACGAGCCACAGAUAAAUGCUGAUUAGUCCAAAUGAUGUUAAUUACUGCAAGAUAGCAAAGAGUGACAGCUCAAAAGAUGUAUAUAUAGUGUAGUCAGACAAUGGUAUUAUUGGAUUUAAGGGUUCAUAUAACAAGAAAACAGGAUUCAUAAAUAGAUUAGAAAUAGUUGAAAAUCAGCAGAAUUUAAGAAAGUUAGAUAUUUUCAAAUGA
This is a messenger RNA of Stylonychia lemnae, 1827 nucleotides long. The record is from the annotation of a GenBank genome assembly. NCBI's taxonomy places the organism in Eukaryota, Ciliophora, Spirotrichea, Sporadotrichida, Oxytrichidae.